GUCAUAUUAUAUCUGUUUUCUUCGAUGUAAAUUAGAUUACUUAUAAGUAAAUAAAUAAGACCAUAUUAAUCUAUAAUAUGUUAAAUGCAUGCAUAUAUGACACAAUUUAACUAUAAUAAUAUAUAAUAUAAGUUUUGUUUAUAUGUUAUUGUAUUUAACAGGCAAAAAUAGUUGAUCCAGACAUUUUUGACAUAACUUCAAUAGUAAUGAUGUUUUUUUUGGAAAUGAUGUAUAUUGGAAAUAUAGUAUCCAGAGUAUGGCGCAUAUUUUUUGAUAAUCGACUAUCAGUGGUAUUGACUAAACUUGAAGAAAUUCAUGAAAAAUUAAUACAUCUGAAUGUGGUCAGACCACUGAAAAUAAAAAAUAAUUGGCUUUUUAUUACUGGAAUUAUUGUACAUUUUAUUGCAAGUAACAUAAUUGUGGCCAAAUUUUUUAUUGUUAGCUGGUUCGUGUACGGGAAAACAAACACGGCUUGUUCUAUGGUAAUAAACAACAUAUAAAAUAUUUUAAGUAAAUUUAUAUUUUAUAGAUCUUGAAACUAUGAUCUUUAGACAUUAUUAGGGGUUAGAAAAUAUAUCAAGCACAUUAAAUAUAAAGACAAUCAAAUUAUUAAAAUGUUUUCAGAACACUGGGUUUUUUCUUAACAGCGAGUUGGAAUAUUAAAUAAAUAAAAUAGUUUAAAAAUUUUUUAGGCCAUGUAUUUGGUUUCAGUGGUGUGUGAAUGUGCUGCAUUUUAUGAAUACAUACUACUAAUAUUAUACAUCAGAUGGAUAGUGUACAUCAUAAAUGAACAAAUACUGUUAAGACAUUCAAUAAUCAGUACCCUGAGAGAUAUGUAUUUGGAAGUUAUCGAUUGCUUGAUCGUUAUCAAUAGAUCAAUAUAUGGUUUGCCGGUCAUAUCGACUAUUAUUGCGACAAACAUUGGAAGACUGUUUUAUGAAUUUUAUAAUCAUAUACUUUUUCCUGUACCAGUAUACGAAGGUGAAGAGCUAAUAACACUAACCAUGGGUCUAUCAAUAUGUGUUUUUGAUAUCAUUGUACUAUACGGAGUUGGUCAUGCAACGGAAAAAGAGAUAAAUCGGAUGAGUCUCGUGUUACACCAACGGUCAUUCAUUGAAAGAAACCCUAGAAUAAAACGUCAGAUCAAGUUUUUUAUGCUACGGAGAUUUCACGAACCCUUUCGUUUCAUGCUUUUUGGAAUAUGUGAGAUUAAUUUAAGAAAGUUAUUGUCAUUGUUAAAUAAAACAGUUGCUUAUUUAGUCAUACAAGUUCUGUUCAAAUUGAAUAAAAUUAAAGAAAGAUAUAUUAAGUUUAUUGAUAGUUAAUGCGUUAAUAAAUUGUGUAA
Molecule: messenger RNA, 1345 nt
Organism: Myzus persicae (green peach aphid)
Lineage: Eukaryota; Metazoa; Arthropoda; Insecta; Hemiptera; Aphididae
Exons: 3
Coding region: 696-1325 (209 amino acids)
Biological process (GO): sensory perception of taste
Cellular component (GO): membrane
Source: RefSeq, a predicted model, not a curated record